Rhinichthys klamathensis goyatoka is the source of this 840-nucleotide messenger RNA. RefSeq lists its product as uncharacterized. Gene Ontology annotation, cellular component: autophagosome; autophagosome membrane; cytosol. Gene Ontology annotation, biological process: autophagy of mitochondrion; cellular response to nitrogen starvation; autophagosome assembly. The coding region runs from base 77 to 430 and encodes 117 amino acids. Gene Ontology annotation, molecular function: ubiquitin protein ligase binding; GABA receptor binding. Lineage: Eukaryota; Metazoa; Chordata; Actinopteri; Cypriniformes; Leuciscidae. The record is from RefSeq and is a predicted model, not a curated record. The transcript is spliced from 5 exons.
CAUCUGAUCUUCGUCCAGGCGGGGAAGACGGGCGCUACAUUUAACUUCUUCCUGAAUCUAUCAGUAGCCGUCCAAGAUGUCUAGCCAGUAUCAGCGAAGUGUUCCACUGGAGAUCAGGAAAGCGGAGGGGGAGAGAGUCCGCGCCAAACAUCCGGAUAAAAUUCCAAUAAUUGUGGAGAGAGCAGCAAGGUCACGAGCUCCUGAACUUGACAAAAAGAAAUACCUUGUUCCUUCAGACCUCACAGUCGGCCAGCUCUGCUUCCUGAUCAGACAGCGGGUGUCUAUGAGGCCGGAAGAAGCGCUCUUCUUUUUCGUUAAAAACUCCCUCCCUCCAUCCAGCUCCCCGCUGUCUGCAGUGUAUGAGGAACACCAGGAGGAAGACCUGUUCCUGUACAUGACAUACAGUAAUGAGAGUGUUUACGGUGCUUGAGAUGGAGGAAGAAAGAAGAGAGAGAAAGAUGAUACAUUAUUUUACCACUAUUAUCCCACAUUCAAUACAUUGUACCUACCUACGCAUUGUUCAUAAUGGGGACUAAAGGGUGCUGUUUGCAUUUAUCAGUAUUUGGGGGGAAACUAUAAUAUGUUUCUUUAAACAGAUUCUUGGCAGUAAAGUAUUGGGACUUGAGAAUUUAGAGACACUAAAGAGAAGGAGAGAAAAUGGAAGGUCAAAACAGAGAUAAACUUCAAGCACAGUAGUAGAGUAAGCAAGUAUUGAUUUCUCUUUCUCUCCCAGGAGCGCAUCAUUUGUAUGUAAUGCACAUAGGUUUUUGUUCUUGGUUUUUUUUUUUUUGUAAAGUAUUAUCAAUAACUUUUGUGCAUAUAAUAAAAAUCUUUACAAUA